AUGAGUAGCAGUUUGGACCUUUUCUCGGUCCCUUCGACCGACUACAAUCUCCAGGGCUUUCGGAUGGUGCCCUACCACAAAUUGAGCAGCAGCAUCACGCCCAUGAAGUUCUCGGUGCAGCAAUUGGAAGAUUACACGGAUUUGAAUCGCAGUUAUUUCGUUAUCGACCUGCACUUGUACACGUCGGCCACCAACGGCAUCUCGGCCGAUGCCAAUGCCGCCUCGGAUGCCAACGACACCCGGUUCGUGUACGCCGUCAACAACUUGGCCCACACCCUCUUCAAGCAGAUCAACUUGCGGUUCAAUGGCACCCUGAUGACCGAACAGACCGACACGUACGCCUACUCGGCCUAUUUCCAGACGUUGCUCAACUACCACCGCGACGAUGGAGAGACGGUGUUGCAACCGCAAGGCUGGGUCAAUUUCUUGAACGUGACCCCGACGCUGGCCGCCACGGGCGGCAACGACGACAUCUGUACCACGGCUGGGUACCUGCACAAUAGCAGUCACCUGCUCAAGACCCUGACCACCCCUUUCCGGGACAAUGCCGUGGUCCGUUUGAUCAUGCGACCGUACUUGCCCGCCUUCCACACGGGCAAGAUCAUGGUGCCCGGGGUGGAAAUGAAUUUUGAGUUGUACUUCAACAGUCCCGAUUUCUACACCUUUGGCACGCUGACCAGUGGCACCGGCGUCAAGCGGUACGUGCAGUUGCGAGAACAAGAUGUGGACAUCACCUUUCACCUUUGCCGAUUGAGUCUCAACCCGGAUAUCUACUCGUCCCUGGAAGGGGCACGCAAGUUCCGAAAAGAGGUGGUCAAGUACCCGGUGGUGAGGGAUCAGAUUCGCACCUUCACCUUCGACGGGACCACGACCACGUGGCAGCAAGAUAACUUGUUCUUGGGAAAAGUGCCUCAACGCAUGAUCGUGGGGAUCUUGGACAGCACGGCCUUCAAUGGGUCCAAGGAAAAGUACCCAUUUUCCUUCCAGAGCAAAGGGGUGACGUCCGUGCGACAGUUUAUCGAGGGGGAAGAGUACCCGUACGUCACCAUGGAACUCGAGGGCAACGCGGCCACGAAGGAUCGAAUGGGGUAUUAUCGGUUCUUGGAUGCCGCUGGGGCCGUGCCCAAACAUCGUGAGUUCAUGGUCAAACCGGACGAGUGGGGGUACAACAAGAAUUGUACCCUGUUCAUGUGGAACAACGUGCCUGGCGGGGACGCGGAUGGCCCCAAACUCAAUCCCAAGCAGACCGGUAACGUGCGUCUGGAGAUCAAGUUCAGAGCGGCCCUGAAUGCCAACAUCACCAUUUUGGUGUGGGGAGAAUUUGAAAGCACCAUCUACAUCGAUCACCUGGGCGCCGUGACAUAUGAUACCAGCGUGUAACGGGAUCCCUUCCUUAGUCGAACGAUGGAGUUGGUGGCGUUGAGCGAUCGUCAAUUGCGAGCCUUGGCGCUCUUGGACCCCGACUUGAAGCGCGUGUUCCAAGGCGUCUAUCCCUCCGAUCGAUUGCCCGAGCACCCACCCAAGACCACCCGAGGCGCCUACAUCGUCAACACGGACCCGGCCGGCGAACCCGGCCAGCAUUGGUUGGGCCUUUGGACGGAAAACGGGGUGUGCGAAGUGAUGAUUCAUUUGAAAGUACAAUUCUCUCUGAUUUUCUUCCUUCUGGUCGUGGUUUUAAAAUUGCAGGUUUAAACAUUAAUAGUCUUACAAAGCAUAUUGAUGAACUAAGAAUUCUCCUUGCCGAUCGCUCCAUUGAUAUUCUCUCAAUUAAUGAAACUAAACUUGAUGACUCUAUCAAUAGUUGUGAGGUCCAAAUACCAGGCUAUGAAUUUAUUCGUCGUGAUAGAAACAGACAAGGAGGAGGAGUAGGUUUUUAUAUAAAAACCUCGAUUAAUUUUGGAGUUCGCUCUGAUUUGAAUGCACCCAGUCUUGAAAAUUUAUGUAUAGAGAUUCGGAAACCAAACUCCAGGCCAUUUCUGAUAGCCACUUGGUACAGACCUCCUUGCUCCUCAAUUGAUUUAUUUUUACCUUACGAAUCAUUUCUUGAGAAAUUAGAUUCCCUCGGCCUAGAAUAUUAUCUGCUAGGUGAUUUAAACUGUAACCUGGCCUCUGCACAAUAUGAUUUAAAUACUCGACGCUUAUGUGAAAUUUCUGAUUUAUUUGGGCUUCAACAGCUUAUAACUGAACCUACUCGCAUAACGGAAUCCUCUUCAACAUUAAUUGAUUUAAUUUAUACAAACUAUACUGACAGGGUAGUCUGUUCCGGAGUCUCUCAUAUUGGUAUCAGCGAUCAUAGCCUUAUUUACGUUUAUAGGAAAUUAUCUCUCACUUUUCCUUCAAAAGGGCACUCAACCAUUUCUUAUAGAAAUUUCCAAAAUUUUAAUAGAGAGAGUUUUCGGAACGAUAUCGCCCAGCAAGACUGGUCCUGUAAUGUUUCUGAAGAUCCAAAUGUUUUGUGGACUAACUGGAAAACGAAGUUUUUGGAUAUUGUUAAUAUUCAUGCGCCACUCCGAACUAGACGUACUAGAACAAAUAAAGCACCCUGGAUCAAUUCAGAAUUAAAGAAAGGCAUGCGUGAUCGUGAUGCUGCCAAAAGAAAAGCAAUUACAUCGAAUGAUCCACACGAUUGGAAAAGGUACAAAAAGUUGCGAAAUAUAAUAAACAAUGACAUCAAAAUUUCUAAAGCAUCUUAUUAUUCUAAUGCAUUUAUUCAAUCUAAGGGUAAUCCUCGAAAAACGUGGCAAACCUUUAAUGAGCUUACAUCCCGUCGUGUGAAUAAUACAACGGUGAAGGAACUGAAAUUGAAUGAUACCAUUAUCUCUAAUUCUAGUGAGCUUUCUGAUGCUUUUAAUGACCAUUUUUCAACAAUUGGGCCCAGACUUGCUAAUGAAAUACCUCUAACUGCUGAAAAUAAUUCAAGUUAUAUCAAUAAUAUAAAGGUAAAUAACAACAAUUUCAGCUUCUCCUCGACUAACUGCAGCAUUGUUUUCUCACAUCUAAACAAAUUAUGUAGAUCUAAAGCAACUGGUCUUGAUAAUAUUUCUGCUAAAAUUGUACGUGAAUGUGCUGAUCUUAUUUCAGUUUCACUAUGUGAUCUCUUUAAUAAAUCUUUAGUCUCUGGUAUAUUUCCUGAUGAUUGGAAAUGUGCUAGAGUUACUCCGUUGUUCAAGGAAGGUGAGCCAUCUGAUCUGAAUAAUUAUCGACCUAUUUCAGUCAUUUCCGUUAUAGCUAAAGUGUUUGAAAGGAUUGUUUAUGAUCAGUUGUAUAACUUUUUGACCAAUGAAGAUAUCAUUUCUAAUUAUCAAUCGGGUUUUCGCUCGUUACACUCAACUGCAACUGCCCUUCUGGAAGCUACGGAUAAUUGGGCCUUUAAUAUUGAUCGUGGCAAUGUUAAUGCUGUGGUUUUCCUCGAUUUAAAAAAGGCUUUCGACACCGUUGACCACGAUAUCCUUCUAGCUAAAAUGAACCUUUACGGAAUACAAGGUACAGCUCUUGAUUGGUUUAGGUCGUAUUUAACUAAUCGUACACAACGAUGUCUUGUUAACGGUUCUCUUUCUAGAAUCUGCUCUCUUAAAUGUGGGGUACCGCAAGGAACAAUCCUUGGCCCCCUUUUAUUUCUUAUUUAUAUUAAUGACUUGCCAAACUGCCUUACUUCGUGCCAGCCUAGAAUGUAUGCCGAUGACACCCACAUUACUUAUGCUGGCGUUGAUGUGAAUUCAAUACAGUUAACUCUGAGUCACGAUUUAGAUAACCUAAACAAAUGGCUUAUUUCUAAUAAACUUACUUUGAACACUUCUAAAACUGAAUUCAUGCUAAUUGGCUCCAGACAAAAAUUGAGUACUUUGUCGAACCCACUUGAGCUCUCGAUUAAUAAUGUUCCGAUAGAACACGUUUCCUCUGUCAAAUCGCUUGGAAUAUUUAUUGAUGAAAAUCUACGGUGGCAAACACACAUUGAUAAAUUAUCUAAAAAGGUCGCUUCCGGAAUUGGAGCAAUAAAAAGAAUUAGACCUUUUGUCCCUCCACCUACCCUUCACUAUAUAUACAACUCACUAAUUCAAUCUCAAUUCGAUUAUUGCAAUCUUGUCUGGGGUAAUUGUGGUAAAACAUUAUUUGACAGGCUACAGAAGCUUCAGAACCGUGCCGCUCGCGUUUUAACCUUCUCUAGCUAUGAUGCUGAUGCUAACCGUUUGAUUAGACAACUCGAUUGGAAAGACUUGAACACUCAAUUUCAAAUACAGAAAUCCAUAAUGGUAUACAAGUCUUUAAAUGGCCUUGUUCCUGAAUAUUUAUCAUCUAAGUUUGUUAAACGAAAUGAAACGCGUUACUCCCUGAGGGACUCUGUUAACAAACUAUUUGUCCCAUUUCCGCGAACUAAUUUCAUGAAAAACAGCUUUACUUAUAGCGGAGCAGUUCUCUGGAACAGCCUACCCUGUCAGGUGAGAGAAGCCGAAUCUCUUAGUCAAUUUAAAAGAUUAGUUAAUGUUCAUUUUUAAUGUUAUACACGGCAUUCAUGAAAAACAGGUUUUAGUUAGAUUAGUUGUAGUUGGGUUUUGAAUUUUGUUUAGGAUAGUUAGGUUAUCUUUAAUUUUUAAAUUCCUGAUGGAUUUUACCGUGUUUAAAUAAAGAUUGAUUGAUUGAUUUGAUUGAUUGAUUGAUGGACAGUUACGGGUUGCCCUUGACCGUCUACGACGCCCCGGGAUUUCACGAAUGGAUCGCGAAGCAUUGGAAGUACGUGGUGCGUAGCGACCGGACGUUGCAGGCCUACGACAGUCGGGUUUGUGGCCAUUAUGCCUUUGUGUACCUGCAAGACCGCGUGCGUCGACGGACCCUGCUGGAGUUUGUGGAAAGCUUUCGAGACGGCGAUUACGUGUGGAACGAUCAUCGCGUGGGGCAAAGGGUCCGCGACUGGAUCCAGACCAAACUGGACGAAGCGGCCAUGAACGACGAACCCGAUGGACGACCGGACGCGCAACGCUGUGUCUCUCGACGUUGUAUCUUUCCUUCAUUAAACGAGUCUUGAAAUGAAACGUGUGUUUUUUUAUGUGUCCCACAAGGGGGAGACUUCGAGAAAGGACGAUGAUAUAAAGGGGACGGGUGUCAGGGUGGGAGUGGGUGCGGGGGGACGUCCGCGCGAGCGGUCGGUCCGACCUCAAGGGUUCUUUCCCGGCCGGUGGUUGGCACGUCCGGUGUCUAAAAAAUAGUGCUACCCUUGACCCACCUGACCGAGUCUGGCCGCGGACGUGGCCCCGUACUCAAAAAGGGACCUUCGCUCAGUGGGUAGAGCAGCGGCUUCGCCGUGGGUCAUCGGUUCGAGUCCGAUAGGUUCCAUGCCACGUCGUCGCGGGCGCGCCAUAAAAACAUCGGUGCGUUCGCGGCGACGUGAUUUUUUUUUUGUUGGGGGACCCAACACCAUGAUUACGUGACAAGAUGUACGACGUGUCCUCGAAGCCUUGGACGAACGCGUGUUGAUGGAACUCCUGGUCAAUCCCGUGGACGCGUUAUGCGACACGUGGGAUUAUCGCUACUAUAACACCUUUCGUCGAUUGACCCGGGCCGGCGAUUGGUCGGGGUUGACCCGGGCCUUGAACGCGUGCCCGGAAACCGCCGUGGUCGAGACCACGCUGACCCUGAUAAAAGAGGCUUCGCCGCGAUUGCACGCCAUGGUGACGACAUGAUUCGUCAUCCCUGAAACACCCUGGUCGGCGGCCCGUCGGGUUGCGGGAAAUCCACGUGGACGCGUGGAUCUGUUUUCCAAGCACUCGCAUCAUUGGAACAUCAGCGUCCUGUUCCUGUGCCAAGAUCUCUUCCCGCCCGGGAAAUUCGCCAAGACCAUUUCGCGCAACGCGCAUUACAUCGUGGCGUUCAAGAACCCUCGGGAUCAAGUGGGCAUGCGCACCUUGACGUUGCAAGCGUUUCCCAACGACUGGUCGCACGUGAUGAACAUCUUUCGCGAAUGCGCUCAACGCCCGUUUGGCUAUUUAAUGCUGGACCUGCAUCCCGCGUCAGACGAUCGGUACUGUCUGUUCACCAACGUGUUGCCGGAGGAAGGACCGACGGAAACCUAUGAACGCCAAGCAUGA
Molecule: messenger RNA, 6080 nt
Organism: Porites evermanni
Lineage: Eukaryota; Metazoa; Cnidaria; Anthozoa; Scleractinia; Poritidae
Source: the annotation of a GenBank genome assembly